AUGGCGCCGUGGGCACAACUAGCUCUAGUCACUCUUUUGAUACCGCAGAUUUUGGCUUCUCCAGUGCCAGAAGAAUCGGAUUCGACUACACACUUGCAUGUCAGAGCGGCAGAAGGCUAUGAAUCGCCGCCGUAUUAUCCCACUCCUCCGGGAGGCUGGGUCCCCGAUUGGACCGAAGCCUACUCCAAGGCGCACCGCAUAGUCAGCAACAUGACGCUGGCCGAGAAGGUCAACUUGACGACCGGCACUGGAUUUUUCAUGGGACCUUGCGUGGGACAGACUGGCAGUGUUUCUCGUUUCGGUAUACCCAACCUGUGCCUCCAAGAUGGUCCGUUGGGCGUUCGCAGUACGGAUCACAACACUGCUUUCCCGCCUGGGAUCUCAGUUGGCGCGACCUUCAACAAGGAUCUCAUGUACGAGCGAGGUGUUGGACUCGGCGAAGAGGCUCGUGGAAAGGGUGUCAAUGUACUUCUGGGACCAUCCGUGGGAGCACUCGGACGCAAGCCACGCGGUGGACGUAAUUGGGAAGGCUUCGGCUCUGAUCCCACUCUGCAGGCCAUUGGUGGUGCGCAAACGAUCAAGGGCAUACAGAGCACCGGUGCAAUGGCUGCCCUGAAGCAUUACAUUGGUAAUGAGCAGGAACAGAACCGUAUGAGCAGUAUCGUUACCAAGGGGUACUCAUCUAAUAUCGACGAUCGUACAUUGCACGAAUUGUAUCUGUGGCCCUUUGCCGAGGGGGUUCGUGCGGGUGUAGGCUCCUUGAUGACAGCGUACAAUGAUGUUAAUAGCUCUGCGUGUUCUCAGAAUAGCAAGAUGCUCAACGGUAUUCUCAAGGAUGAGCUUGGCUUCCAGGGCUUCGUGAUGACAGAUUGGCUGGGCCAUUACUCUGGAGUUGCAUCUGCCCUCGCCGGUCUGGAUAUGUCUAUGCCUGGUGAUGGAGCAAUUCCGUUGUUUGAGACUUCGUACUGGGGCUCAGCGCUGUCGCGCUCGGUCCUGAAUGGAAGUGUCCCUGUGGACCGCCUUAACGAUAUGGUUACACGCAUUGUCGCCGCUUGGUAUAAACUUGGGCAGGACAAGGACUAUCCUUUGCCAAACUUCUCAUCCAACACCAAGAAUGAGAAGGGUUUGAUUUACCCGGGAGCUGUCAUCUCCCCAAUUGGUGUCGUGAACCAGUUCGUCGAUGUGACGGCGGAUCACAAUAUUACCGCAAGAGCUGUUGCACGGGAGGCAAUCACUUUGCUGAAGAAUGACAUGGAUAUUCUCCCUCUUCGCCGCAACGAUUCGCUAAAGGUAUUCGGUACAGAUGCAGGUGGAAACCCGAAGGGUCUCAACUCAUGUGGUAAUGCAGGUUGCAACAAGGGCGUUCUGACCAUGGGAUGGGGCAGCGGCACCGCCAAUUUGCCCUAUCUCGUCACACCUCAGGAGGCAAUCGCCAAUAUCACCGACAAUGUGGAGUUCUAUAUCCAGGAUAAAUUCCCGAAGAGCGUCACCUCGAAUGCCGAUGAUAUUGCUCUUGUGUUUAUAAACGCCGACUCGGGUGAGAACUUCAUCACUGUUGAAGGAAACCCGGGUGAUAGAACCAAAGCCGGUCUCAAUGCCUGGCACAAUGGCGAUGAUCUCGUCAAAUCCGCAGCAGAGAAGUUCUCCAACGUGGUGGUCAUCAUUCACACCGUCGGGCCCAUCCUGAUGGAAAAGUGGAUAGAACUCAAGUCUGUCAAGGCCGUAGUCGUGGCACACCUCCCCGGACAAGAAGCUGGCACCUCUCUCACCGACGUCCUUUUUGGCGACUACAGUCCCAGCGGCCACAUGCCAUACACCAUUCCCCGUAGCGAGGACGACUAUCCAGAAAGCGUUGGCCUCGACAGCCAACUAUUUGGCCAAAUCCAGGAUACCUUCACCGAAGGACUGUACAUUGACUACCGCCACUUCCUCAAAGCCAACAUCACCCCCCCGCUAUCCAUUCGGCCACGGUCUCCGUCCCUGUCAGCCGAACACCCCCUGGACACAGCGUACCCACGCGCAAGACCCACGAAGCCCCCCACCCCAACAUACAACACCACAAUCCCCGCCGCAGAGGAAGUCGCCUGGUCCUCCACCAAGCUCCACCGCAUCUGGCGCUACCUCUACCCCUACCUGCUCAAGCCGCAGUGGAUCAAAUCGGCAAAGGCAUACCCCUACCCCGAUGGCUACAGCACCGAGCCACACGCCGUUCCUCGUGCUGGAGGCGGCGAGGGCGGAAACCCCGCUCUCUUCGAGACUGUCUUCUCGGUCAAGGUGCAGGUCAAGAAUACGGGUAAACGGACGGGCAAGGCUGUUGCUCAGCUGUAUGUCGAGCUUCCGGAUAGUCUCGGUCUGGAUACGCCGGCUUUGCAGCUUCGUCAGUUUGAGAAGACGAAGGAGUUGGCGCCGGGCCAGAAUGAGACGCUUACGCUGGAGAUUACACGGAAGGAUGUGAGUGUUUGGGAUGUUGUUGUGCAGGAUUGGAAGGCUCCUGUCAAUGGGGAGGGCAUUAAGUUCUGGGUUGGUAAUAGUGUUGCUGAUCUGCCUGUUGUUUGUGUGGUUGGAGGGGAGUGUUCGGCUGAGUAG
This is a messenger RNA of Penicillium bovifimosum, 2586 nucleotides long. RefSeq names its product beta-glucosidase. The record is from RefSeq and is a predicted model, not a curated record. Gene Ontology annotation, molecular function: beta-glucosidase activity. NCBI's taxonomy places the organism in Eukaryota, Fungi, Ascomycota, Eurotiomycetes, Eurotiales, Aspergillaceae. Bases 1 to 2586 code for a protein of 861 amino acids. The transcript is spliced from 4 exons. Gene Ontology annotation, biological process: glucan catabolic process.